AUGAGCUUCCACCAGUCUGCCCUCAGCUUCGAGCUGGACGAUGACCACAUCCUCAAAGCAACUCUUCGGACUGAAGAUGGCGAGGAAAACGAGUCUGAGCUGGAUUUGAACCACAUUAUUGGCAAUAACAACGGCAUGUUGCCCCACUGCUCUUUCGAAUGGGGAGGCCAGGACUUCAAGGACAGUGCCAGUGACAUUGAGCUUCACCGCGAAGGUGACGAAGAUCUUCCUAUUCUUCGUGCUAAAUUGAAGAACGUUGAUGACGAGGAGAUUGAUGCUGAUGUCAAUCUGGCGGAGCGGAUCUCCAACGACAAUGGAAACUUGGUGUUUGUCUGA
Molecule: messenger RNA, 336 nt
Organism: Penicillium maclennaniae
Lineage: Eukaryota; Fungi; Ascomycota; Eurotiomycetes; Eurotiales; Aspergillaceae
Product: CVNH domain-containing protein
Exons: 2
Coding region: 1-336 (111 amino acids)
Source: RefSeq, a predicted model, not a curated record